AUGGAAUUUUUUCUGGCAUUUGCACUCCAAGUCCUUUUUGUUUGUGCUGUGAUUGCGUCACCAGCAGCACCGAAGGAUGGUCAAGUGGUGGGAGAUGGUAAGAUUGUGGGUGGGUAUGCUGUGGAAAUUGAGAAGCGCCCCUUCCAGGCGGCUCUUAUGUACCGCAAUCGCUUCCUCUGUGGUGCUUCCAUAAUCUCCAAAAAAUGGCUCCUAACAGCUGCUCAUUGCACAAAGGGUGGAAAGGACAAGCACUUCAGCGUGAGGGUGGGCUCCACUCAUCAUGCAUCCGGUGGGGAGGUAUUUAAUGUGCACGAGGUAAUAAAUCACCCAGACUACGAUCGUGACACCGUCAACAUGGAUUUCGCCCUACUCAAACUCAAAGAGCCCAUUGAGUUCAACGAGAAGAAGCAGCCAAUACAUUUGUCUGAACUGUGGGAACCCGUCGCACUUAACAGCCGCUGUACCGUAUCCGGUUGGGGAGAGACACGAGACUACACCGAAUCAAAUGACAGCCUCAGGGCGGUGGAUGUAUUCAUCCUGGAUCCGGAAGUUUGCCGUAAGGCUUACUCCAAGUUCGGUGACAUCUACAAUGAGCACAUGGUGUGUGCUGGGCACAUGGACGGCGGGAAGGAUGCCUGUUUCGGGGAUUCCGGUGGCCCACUCAUCUGCGAUGGUCGUCAUGUGGGGGUUGUUUCAUGGGGUGCUGAUUGUGCCUUGGCAGGACAUCCGGGUGUUUAUGCAAAAUCAGCCGUGAUUCGCGAAUGGAUAAGGGAGAACUCAGGUGUCUAA
Messenger RNA from Lutzomyia longipalpis, 789 nucleotides. Its product is annotated as trypsin-1-like. Gene Ontology annotation, biological process: proteolysis. The transcript is spliced from 3 exons. Bases 1 to 789 code for a protein of 262 amino acids. NCBI's taxonomy places the organism in Eukaryota, Metazoa, Arthropoda, Insecta, Diptera, Psychodidae. Gene Ontology annotation, molecular function: serine-type endopeptidase activity. The record is from RefSeq and is a predicted model, not a curated record.